GAGCGAGACCGGGUACGCCUGCGCACUGGCUUCCGAGGGAUUUUUCCCCACCUUCCUCUCGGCGGGUACUCGCUCGCUCGCUCGCUCUCCCUCGGUGCGAGUGCGCACGCGCUAGAAUGGAACGGACCCGGAAGAGGAAGCCACGCGGGACCCGGAAGCAUCCUCCUCCACCGCCUCCUGCACCGCCGCCUCCCCCACCCCCUCCGGAAGAGAUUGACGACCAUGCGGCCGACGGCGUCUUCGGGGAGGGAGGGGUUCCGUCCUCCGCGCACCUUCCGGUUCCGGUUACUGAUCCGGACUCGGCCUCGGCGUCCGCUUCUGCUUUCGAACAGGAGGAGGACAUGGCUCUGUUCGAGCAGAUGCGUGCCAACGUGGGCAAGCUGCUCAAGGGAAUCGACAGGUACAACCCUGAGAACCUGGCCACCCUGGAACGCUACGUGGAGACCCAGGCCAAGGAGAACGCCUAUGAUCUGGAAGCCAACUUGGCUGUGCUAAAGCUAUAUCAAUUCAACCCGGCCUUCUUUCAGACCACAGUGACAGCCCAGAUUCUACUGAAGGCCCUCACCAAUCUCCCCCACACGGACUUCACUCUGUGCAAGUGCAUGAUCGACCAGGCUCACCAAGAAGAGCAGCCCAUCAGGCAGAUCCUGUAUUUGGGGGACUUGCUAGAGACCUGUCAUUUCCAAGCAUUCUGGCAUGCCCUGGAUGAGAAUAUGGAUCUCCUUCUCCUUAAUGGCAUCACAGGCUUUGAAGACUCAGUCCGAAAAUUUAUCUGCCACGUGGUGGGCAUCACGUAUCAGCAUAUUGACCGCUGGCUGCUUGCUGAGAUGCUGGGAGAUCUGUCAGACAACCAGCUGAAAGUGUGGAUGAGCAAAUAUGGCUGGAGCUCCAACGAAGCAGGACAGGUUUUCAUUUGCAGUCAAGAGGAGAGCAUCAAGCCCAAGAACAUUGUGGAAAAGAUCGACUUUGAGAGUGUUUCCAGCAUCAUGGCCUCUUCCCAGUAGCUCCUUGUGCCUAUUGUCCCCUUUUUCCUGCCUUUUGUUUCCCCUCACAGCCAACUUGUUAAAUAAAAGCCCUUUACUUCCUG
Messenger RNA from Sarcophilus harrisii (Tasmanian devil), 1087 nucleotides. It is a transcript of the gene EIF3K, whose product is annotated as eukaryotic translation initiation factor 3 subunit K. The coding region runs from base 117 to 1004 and encodes 295 amino acids. Gene Ontology annotation, biological process: regulation of translational initiation. NCBI's taxonomy places the organism in Eukaryota, Metazoa, Chordata, Mammalia, Dasyuromorphia, Dasyuridae. The record is from RefSeq and is a predicted model, not a curated record. The transcript is spliced from 8 exons. Gene Ontology annotation, cellular component: eukaryotic translation initiation factor 3 complex; cytoplasm. Gene Ontology annotation, molecular function: ribosome binding; translation initiation factor activity.